Molecule: messenger RNA, 1506 nt
Organism: Colletotrichum gloeosporioides
Lineage: Eukaryota; Fungi; Ascomycota; Sordariomycetes; Glomerellales; Glomerellaceae
Exons: 1
Coding region: 1-1506 (501 amino acids)
Source: RefSeq, a predicted model, not a curated record
AUGGCCAGCAUCACAGACCUCCCAGCCGAACUAAUCGACAACAUCCUCGACCUCGCCACGACAGAAGUCUCAGACGACACAGCCGUCGAGUCCCUCGGCCCGAGACGCAUCGCCGACUGCCCGUCCAUUGUGCGCCAACAAAUCAUCAACGCCCUCGCACCCACCUGCCGCAGGUUCCAUGAGUUCUUUAAACAGGAGCAGCACCGCGUCAUCUUCCUCACCAAGAAAAACAUAUUCCCGCGGAUGGUCAAGCUCCACCGGGUGCUGGGCUCUACCCCACAACCACAGAUGUUCCAGAACACGACGCAGUUCGUCGUGGACUAUGAAGAGGACCCGUUCCUGCCGCGGAGCUAUGGAGAUAAGGCCGGCUACGGGAAGAUAGCCAACAAACUUGACUCUCUAAAAGGUGAUACGCGGAAAGCUGGCUUCAAGGGUAUGGACGAAUACUGGGUUUCUAUGGAUCAGGUCGGGCGCGAAUACAUCGGGCCGCAUGUGCCGUUGCAGCGCGGGCAUGGUCAUAGGCUGGGUCUGCUGGCGCAGCUGAUCCUGCUGCGGCUCCCGAACGUCGAGGGGGUCGCUUUGCCUUAUUGCAUGAUGGACCUUCUGCAACCCCUGGACGUGUUAUGUACGAAUGUGAGAUUCCGACAGAGAUUCCCACCGCGGCUCACAUCCCUACGUGUAACCAAAGUCGACAAUGGGGAUGGGCACCCUGGAAUAACCGGUAUGAUACCCAGUCGCUGCGGGAUCUUCGCAAAGUACGGCUACAUCAAGGACCUCCUCACCAGCGACCUCCAAACGGGCCUCCCACCCGCGGAGUUCAUCGCAUUCAGCUGGCUCACCCGCCUCGUCCUCUGGCACUGCGCCGUCAUCGACCCGAACCACUUGGACCAGGCCCUGAAGCGGCUCAACAAACUGCAGACCUUCGUCUACACGGUCAAGAGCUCGCCUACUCCUAGGCGAUUUCUAUGCCCCAUGUACGAACAGUAUCUGGCGCUGCGGUUCCCCGAGACCCUGACGACGCUCUGCAUUGACGCGCCGUUGGAUUAUUGGUACGAGCGGUACGGACUGGCGCCGGUGUUCGGUGGCCUGCAGAAGCUGGAGAACCUGUGGGUGAACGCGCAUAAUCUGAGCCUGUCGGGGCUGGGGAACGGGGUUGGGAUUCUGAAAUCGACGAGUCGGCACGAUCGCGGCUACGACCGCAUCGAGAUGGUGACGGAGGAAGGCGAUCUGAAGUGCGUGCCGAAGUCGUUGAAGAGGCUGCACAUGUUGGGGGAGAUAGGGCGCAUUCGGGAGGAUGUGAAGUGGCUGGAGGAGGCGGUUGGUAGUGGGAGGCUGCCGAAUCUGGAGGAGAUCGCGGUGGAGACGACGGUAGAAGAUGAGGACGGUCCGGAAGGGGACUUUUGGACACGGUAUGAGGCGGAUCUGUGGAGUUUAGAUAGAGAGAAGCUUGAGGCGGAGGGCGUUAGAUAUUUAGGUGAGGUCGACCCCAGACCAUACAUGUGGUAG